GCCUGGAGUAUCGUGAUCAACCGUGGGUGACUAUCAAUUACACUGAUCGAUGUCAUACCUGGCAUCAAAACCCCUCUUCAACAACAUUUCAGUCUUUCUCUCCACCAUUCCUCAUUAUACAGCCAACAUGAAAGGGCAUCUCCACUGGAUCGAGAAGAUCCUGGAUCAUCAAAAACACCCGGUUGCUUGCAGUAAUCGCACAUUACCCACCACGCAAUUCCUAGAAGCCAUACUGUCCAAUAUUUUCGACCUUCUUCCAGUCCUAGAUCAAGUUUGUUUUGCACUCACCUGCAAGCAUUUUUAUGCCUACUUUCGUGCAUACCUCAAUAAUCGGAAACUCUUUCUACCUGAUCUGUUUCGGGAGACACGUCUGAUUCUAUGCCGCAACGUCGAUAUUGAGAGUCGUGCUCGAACACAACUCCUCCGUCGCCUGGAGGAUGCCAACUGGAAAUACUGCUUUCAAUGCUGGACUCUUCAUCCGCACUCUGCAUGGCAACAUCCAAAGGGGAAGAGCUGUCUAGACUGUCAACAGCUGAAUGGACGGCGCUGCAUGCCGUAUGCUGGCAUCGUCGACCUCUGUCCGUGUCUGAGCAUCACAAAGUGCGAUCAGGUUUACCUGAUAAAAAGACAAUCCGAUAGGAAGCGAAGUGCGCAACGAGCGUACAGAAUACUUUGACGGGCUGUUCUAUCAUGAUACUCGCUUCGGCCGCAAAGACCGGAAUAUCCGGCAUGAGUGCACAGUCGACGUCCACCCGCAAGUCAAACUCCAGAUUAGAACCG
Messenger RNA from Aspergillus wentii DTO 134E9, 780 nucleotides. RefSeq lists its product as uncharacterized. NCBI's taxonomy places the organism in Eukaryota, Fungi, Ascomycota, Eurotiomycetes, Eurotiales, Aspergillaceae. The transcript has a single exon. Gene Ontology annotation, molecular function: protein binding. The record is from RefSeq and is a predicted model, not a curated record. Bases 50 to 676 code for a protein of 208 amino acids.